AUGAAUUUGUCAACUUUUCCUAAUUUAGAAGAGAUAGUGGUGGAAGGACAUUUUAUAAAUUGUUUAGUCCUGGCCGGAUGUUCUCGUUUAAGAAAAAUCCAUGCCAGCAAUAACUUGUUACGAGCAGUUGUUUUUCCUCAUCGAGCACCCGAGAUAGAGGAUAUUCUGUUAACUAACAAUAAUUUUUGCGAGCAAAAUCUGUCUAGUUUCACUCGUUUUCCCCGAUUACACAGACUAUUUUUGGGAACCGAUAACGCUGCUAGAAUAAGACAAGGAAUUUAUAAUCGUUGGUAUGGUUCGCUUAUCCAUUUGUUGACCUUAACCAGAUUACAAGAGUUAGAUAUUAAUGCCACCGAUAUUAACUCUGGUUUAAAAUUUUUACCUACCGGGGAUUUGAUUUUUUUUACUUUUGGUGAUAAAGGCCGAAAUAACGCCAGAGUAAACAUCUUAAGGACCGAAAUAGAAGAUUAUUUAGCAUUAGAAGAAGGGGAAACAAUGGAACAAUGA
Molecule: messenger RNA, 507 nt
Organism: Cetraspora pellucida
Lineage: Eukaryota; Fungi; Glomeromycota; Glomeromycetes; Diversisporales; Gigasporaceae
Source: the annotation of a GenBank genome assembly